This is a messenger RNA of Sinocyclocheilus rhinocerous, 654 nucleotides long. RefSeq names its product nectin-2-like. Gene Ontology annotation, cellular component: adherens junction. The record is from RefSeq and is a predicted model, not a curated record. The annotation marks the transcript as partial. Lineage: Eukaryota; Metazoa; Chordata; Actinopteri; Cypriniformes; Cyprinidae. Gene Ontology annotation, biological process: homophilic cell-cell adhesion; heterophilic cell-cell adhesion. The transcript has 4 exons.
AAUGUAGCUCGUCCUGUGGGUACCGUGAAAGGGGAGGCACCUGUUGCUGGAUAUUUAGAGGUGAUGUUGGCGUCAUGCUUUGCCUCUAAUGCACGACCUGCAGCAGAAGUGAUGUGGAGAUUAGGAGAUCUGGAAAACUCUCUGUGGACUGAAACCAAUCGGACAGUGAACCCCAGUGGGACCAUUACUGUUGUGUCCUACCUACUUGGUGUCCCACUCAAACAUUUUAACAAGAAGAACGUCCAGUGUGUGGUGAAACACAACACCCUGGGAGAGGAACUUGUGCUGAACUACACAAUAAACAUCCACUAUCCUCCAGAAUCAGUGUUGAUCAUUCCUGACAGUCCAACAAAUGCCAAAGAAUUCAUAUGUAUAGUGGAUAGUAACCCAGAACCACACGACUACAUCUGGACUAGAAAGAAUGGAAGUGCUCCCUAUUAUGAAGGCAACAGGCUUCUUUUCCCAAAACUGUCCCCCGACUUUAAUGGCUUGUACAUCUGUUUUGCUAAAAACAAAUAUGGAAGUUCAUUAGGUUCUCUGUAUGUCAGUGUUCAUAAUGAAUCCAGCACCGUCUGUUGGAGUCUGUUUGGUUUUCUCAUCUGCUGUGCUGUUCUUGCUGCUGUUGUUGGUGCGAUAUUCAAAUUCAAGCCGUGA